Messenger RNA from Metarhizium album ARSEF 1941, 360 nucleotides. RefSeq lists its product as uncharacterized. The transcript is spliced from 2 exons. Lineage: Eukaryota; Fungi; Ascomycota; Sordariomycetes; Hypocreales; Clavicipitaceae. The coding region runs from base 1 to 360 and encodes 119 amino acids. The record is from RefSeq and is a predicted model, not a curated record.
AUGGGCAACAUCUGCGGCAAGGAAGAACCAGACGCCUCGCCGCCCGGCCGCGUCCUCGGCUCCGCGCCCGCCGCACCGCAAAAGUCCACCGUCCCCAGAAAAGUCGGCGGCCCCCCGCGAACACUGGGCAACGGCCCUGCCGAAGCGACAACUUCAUCUGGGGACGUGGGUGAUGCGCGGAGGAAGGCCGCCGAGGCAGCAGAGGCCAGAGCAAAAGCAUCCAACAAACCAGGCGGCAAGCUACAAAGCCAGUUGUCCGCGCAGAAGAGGCAGUCACGAGCAGAUACCCUCAAGCAAGCCAGCGCCGAGGAGCAGCGGCGGAGGGAGAUUGCGAAUAACGACACUUUAACGUAUAACUAG